Molecule: messenger RNA, 1155 nt
Organism: Vitis riparia (riverbank grape)
Lineage: Eukaryota; Viridiplantae; Streptophyta; Magnoliopsida; Vitales; Vitaceae
Exons: 4
Coding region: 107-1021 (304 amino acids)
Source: RefSeq, a predicted model, not a curated record
GUCUCGUAUUCGCUUUUUAUUUUUUAGGGGUUAUCGUCUUCUUCCCCCAAAAGGCUCAAAAAUCCUCUCUGCAAACCCCAAUUCUUCCGAUCACGAUCGUCAUUCAAUGAGGAUCAGAGGACGAGGGGCGCCUCCUCUGCCCUCGGAUCUUCCAUCGUCGCCACCGCCGUCGCAACUGCACCACGGCAACGACCAAUCGGUGCAAAGUCCCGCUAGGAAUCAAUCUCCCCCUCCAUCGGCUGACGAUCGACGGACGUCAGAUCUACGGGUUCAAACCGACGGAUUGAUUUGCUCUGAGGGAGAAGGGGUCGGCGCCAAGAAGGUGAGCUCCAAGGAUCAUGAAAUCGGCGUCGGGGAAGAAGAAGGCGGUAGCGAGGAAAUGGGAUUGGCUUCUCCGUCUAAUCGGAGAAGCAGCAACAGCAGCCCCAGUCCAGAAACUUCAUCUGUGAUGGAACACUGGCGUGAGGAAGAUAGAGCAGUUCCACUGAAGAAGAGACGCGCAACAUUCGAAAUGGAAACCAUGAUGGAGAUCAAAGAUGAGAAGGCGAAGAAGAGGAUGAUGAGGGUCAGAAGGAAUAGACCGAAGAAAUGGGUCGAGGAAGAUGAAGGAGAAGAAAACGGAAUGGCAAAGAAUAACGGCAAAAAGGGACGGAGUGGAGCCGGGAUAAUACUUGAAGGAUCGAGGUGCAGUCGCGUGAAUGGAAGAGGGUGGAGGUGUCAUCAACAGACCCUCGUCGGAUACUCUCUGUGCGAGCAUCAUCUGGGGAAGGGAAGGCUGAAGAGCAUGACCAGUGUCAAAAGCUCACCCCUGACUGCACCAGUGCUCCACAAACCCACGAAACCGGAAACCAAUACAGAAGACGAGGAAGAAAGCGAUGGGUAUGAGGGAACAAUGGUGGCGAAAAAGGGCAAGAAGAUUGGGGCGGUGAAGGCUCGGUCCAUGAGUAGCUUGCUAGGCCAAACCGUGGCAUCACCACUACCGGUAACCCUUCAACUCUCUAAUGGCAACUGCGAUAUAUAGCUGUAAUGAUGGUGUGAUAAUAUAAAGUAAUAGGGAUAAUGAGUUCGGUGUUUGUUGUCUGAAACCCCAACUUCAACUCCAUGGUAGGAUAAUGGAUGAAUGAAUGAAUGGAGACUGGUCUUUUAAUUUUGCUU